Messenger RNA from Cryptococcus amylolentus CBS 6039, 756 nucleotides. RefSeq lists its product as hypothetical. The transcript is spliced from 3 exons. The record is from RefSeq and is a predicted model, not a curated record. The coding region runs from base 1 to 756 and encodes 251 amino acids. Lineage: Eukaryota; Fungi; Basidiomycota; Tremellomycetes; Tremellales; Cryptococcaceae.
AUGUCAGACACGGAUGAUUCCAGUGAUAUUGAGCAACCGCAAGAUGACUACUGGCUCCAGUACAUUUCUCAUCCCACGGAAGGGGGUCCACCCGCUAACCCUGAUCCAACCCUGUUGCUGACAGAGCUAUUGUUUCUACGUAUCAAACCCUUGAGAGCCACGAAUUGGUUCCCUGACGGAACCAGUAUCAAUGCAGAGUUGUUAGAAAAUUUCGAAAAGGCAGGCAGCCGACCCGAUUUCAAGCUCAAGUCUGAAUAUGACGUUGUGGAUCUGACGGUCCGGAAUGAGCGUGGCAGGCUCGCUUCUUGGGCUCUCCAUUCUGGACAUCUCGACGUCCCCGAUGAGUACCGAGAAGAUGUAGACACGAGCGAAACAGAGUAUAUAGAGAGCGUGGCCCAGCUGUACAAUGGCGGGUUCCCAGCGUUGCACCCAGCAGACACGCCUGAAUCACGUCAUACAAGAUCAAUCAUCAUUUCCCGAGAUUUCAAUCAGGAAGCAGCCCAUGAGCUGGAAUAUGGAGAGCCGACAGAGCAGUCUGGCGACUUUUUGGAUAAAGUAGUCGAGUACAGCAGACGCAUCAGGACGGCUUAUGACGAGGAGGAUUGUUCGGGGUUCAGUAGAGAGUUUUGCAGAUUGACACAGGAAUGGAACCGCACUGUGGAGGAUCUGUGGGAUUUGGGGAUCGUGGAUGUUCCUCAUCCUCUUCCUGUAGAGGAAAGCUCUUCUGAGGAGGAGGGUUCUGCUAUGGAGGAGUAA